AUGGCGCAAGCAGUACGUUUGAAAAUCGAUGAACUAUUACAUUUCCUAUUUCCGGGCAAAUGUUACGAAGAAUCGCUGUUGAUGUACAAUUUUUUGCAUCAAGAAUGCCUGUCGAUGUUUGUAUCACGAAUGCUUGGGCUCGGCAUAACAGUUGCCUCAAUGAUGCUGUUCAUCCCGCAGAUACUGAAAAUCCAAUUUGCACAAUCCGCCGAAGGGAUCUCACUCUCAUCGCAGCUUCUAGGACUGCUUGCCUGUUUUUCUAUGACAGCAUACAGCUACGCAAGACGAUUCGUGGCCAUAAUUGUUGUCCAGAUUUUGUGGUUCUCCGCUCGACGAGCGCAUGCAGCUGUAUUUGUUGCAUUCUGCUGGACACUGGCUUGUGCUGUCACUGGGGACUACAUUCCAUUUAGUGUGCUUGCUUGCCUUCAGGCUAUCACUAUCCCAGUGAUUAUCGCCGCUAAGGUACUGCAGAUUCUCUAA
Molecule: messenger RNA, 480 nt
Organism: Gongylonema pulchrum
Lineage: Eukaryota; Metazoa; Nematoda; Chromadorea; Rhabditida; Gongylonematidae
Source: the annotation of a GenBank genome assembly